Equus caballus (horse) is the source of this 4331-nucleotide messenger RNA. RefSeq names its product nudix hydrolase 15 (gene NUDT15). Gene Ontology annotation, cellular component: cytosol. Gene Ontology annotation, molecular function: 8-oxo-7,8-dihydrodeoxyguanosine triphosphate pyrophosphatase activity. The record is from RefSeq and is a predicted model, not a curated record. NCBI's taxonomy places the organism in Eukaryota, Metazoa, Chordata, Mammalia, Perissodactyla, Equidae. Gene Ontology annotation, biological process: dGTP catabolic process.
GGGGCGAACGCCACUUCCGGCUGCGGCCGCCGGGUCCUGGCGCGCGAUGACGGCCAGCGCGGCAGCGCGGGGGCGGCGGCCUGGCGUCGGGGUGGGAGUGGUGGUGACUAGCAGCAGCCAUCCUCGUUGUGUCCUCCUGGGCAAGAGGAAAGGGUCGUUUGGAGCCGGCACUUUCCAGCUUCCUGGGGGUCAUUUGGAGUUCGGUGAAAGCUGGGAGGAAUGUGCUCAAAGGGAAACCUGGGAAGAAGCAGCUCUUCAUCUGAAAAAUGUUCGCUUUGCCUCGGUUGUGAAUUCUUUCGUUGAGGAAGAGAAUUACCAUUAUGUCACUAUACUAAUGAAAGGAGAGGUGGAUGUGACUCAGGAUUCAGAACCAAAAAAUGUAGAGCCUGAGAAAAAUGAAAGUUGGGAGUGGGUUCCUUGGGAGGAAUUUCCUCCCCUGGACCAACUUUUCUGGGCACUGCGUUGUUUAAAGGAACAAGGCUACGAUCCAUUUAAAGAAGACUUGAAUCAUCUGGUAGGAUACAAAGGAAAUCAUCUCUGGUGAACAAGAGAAUUCCCUGAUUUCCCUAAAAAAAAAACAAAAUAAGGUCUGGUUAGAGAAUGAAAAAUAUUUACAUUUCGGAACAACUCCACUUUAUCUGAAAAGUUCCGUAUGACUGCCAGUGUGUUUGCACUCUCUUAAUAUAUCCACCACCUUUUCAGCUCGUACUUGUGAAAAAUUUUCUGGGAUUUUGUCAUGAAUUGUACUUCAGACUGAGAAAAUGUGAUAAAUGGUGAUACUGUGGUAAUUCCGCUUUCUGUAUUUCUCUGUGAUAUUGACUGCAGUUUGUCAUUGGCAGCGUGCAUGGAGUCGGGUGCAAUAGACUGCCUUUGUGUUUCAGUUGAAACAAAGAUCCUGACUGAAAUGCUAACGCCUGUUGCCUGUUGCAGAAUUUAUCAUGUUUGUUGGUUUUCCUCUUCUGUUUUAUUUAAAACAAAAAUUUUUCGGUAAUAUAUUGUGACAGUCCUUGCAACUAGAGCGAACAGGACAGAUCAUUAGGGUAUAUUUUCCAGAUUUCUGAUCGAGAACCUAAACCAAGAAAAGUGAGACACACAGUCUCGGAUCUGUAUCUCAUCCUUAAGAGGCCAUGUUGGGUUUCUUACCUAAUCUCUAUCAGAUCCAGCUUCCUUAUAUGUAAAAUGAGAUUAGACUAGGGCACUGGUUCUCAAAGUGUGGUCUGAGGUUUUUUGUUAUGGGUUUUUGUUAUUUGUAAAUGAGUUAAUAAAAGAGUUCUUGAAAUUUCUCAAUUUUAAUUCCUAGAGUCUGAAAUGGAAACAGAGGAGUUGCCCUGGCUAAAGAUGGGCACAAAGUCCAAGACUAGGAGGGAAGCUGAAAACUCCAAAUGCCAGUUUACUAGUGGUGAGGAAUAACAAGGAAGGCAAGUUAUUGUAUUGUAGGGAGAAAUCACUACAUAACAUGUAUGUGAAAUGUACCUUAAAAUGCGUUCUGUAUUUUAAAAGAUAUAUAAUUAUGUGGUUGUGCACAUUUGAGAAUACUUUUUUUAGUUGUAUUACUCUUACUUAUUUUUUUAUUGAGGUACAACUCACGUAUAAUAUUAUAUUAAUUUCAGGUGUGCAACAUAAUGAUUUGAUAUUUGUAUAUAUUGCAAAAUGACCGCCACAGUAAGUCUACUUAACAUCCAUCACUUUUACAAGUAUUCACAAAAGAAUACUUUUAAGUUAUGUUUUGUUGUUGAGAAUAAAGUGUAUCAAAUCAGUAGAAUUAGAAAAACUCAACUCACACAGUAAGAAGUUUCAAUCAACAAGACAUUGGGAUGCAGAGAAAGAGGCUGUUUAGAUAAGAUAUUCUUCCAACACCAAGAGAGGUAAGCCAGGAGCACAGCUGGAAGUCCAGCGAGUGGGAGCCAUGGUCUGGCGAGGCCUGCCCUGGGGGAGCAGCUGGGGGGACUUUGGGAGGCACUUGAUCAGAGGAAAAUGAUGAAGAUUAUGAGGAAGGGCUUGAACCAUCCACAGAAAGGGAUGCCUGAAGGCUCCAAGUUUCAGAACUGCUGGGCACACACAUACCUGCCUUUUGUUUCUCCCUCUGCUGUGGGUGCCACCAGUGAACACAGACCAAGCGCUCUUGACCGCACAUUGCUGCAUGCGUCUGUCUUAUCAUCAUUGCUACAUAGAAGGAAUCCUGGGCUGGGAGAGUUUUCAUUUUCUUAAUGGCUUUUGAAUAGGCUGGGUUUAUAAGUACUUAUGGCAGCCCGCUGCCUUAAGAGUUGAAUUCAAAUGGAAGAGAAAGAAUAGGUGGUCAACAGGCUCACUAAUGAAGGAUGCCACAUUGGGCAAGGGGCAAGGAAAUGGUCAGAAUAGAGGAGUGUCAUAAGGUCCUGAGUGGUCAUCCCCACACCCCAGCUACUACUGUGCCUGGCUUUGCUUCCAUGGGCCAUCCCAGGUGAAGUGUGUGGGAGUCUGGCUGACUGACCCAAAGGGCUGGAAGUGUGGCAGCCAGGAGCCAUAGUUUAAGAACUGGUGGUGAGAACUGUGAUAGAAACACGAGUAGCUUGGUAGCUAAUUCUACCCACUAAGAGCUUGUCCUACUUGGCAUCUAGCAAAACAGGCAAGCAAUGAAGCCUAUAAGUAUUUAUUAAGCAAUCUGCUGUGCUAAAUAAAAAAGGCUUUUUGAGUAUCCUUAAUGCCUAGCAUAGCACAUGGCAUAUUAGUAAGGGUCCAUUAAUAUUUGAAUCAAUUUGAAAGAUAAAAUUAGGGAAACGAGAUGAUAGCAAAUUAAAGUGAUAGCAUGUUUUUUAAAAUGUUUUACAUUUGACAUAUAGUAUUUAUAUAGGAUCUCAAUAAAUUAUUACAAAAUGAACACACCUAUGUAACCACCACCUAGAUCAAGAAAGAACAUUUGACAGCACUUGAAAAGUGCCCCCUCCCAAAGGUACACUAUGACCACCAUCUCAUCAUAGAUGAGUUUAUUUUGGAGUUAGCUACGUAGAAGAAUCAUACAGUAUGCAUUUUUGUGACUGGCAUCUUUCAAUUAACAUAAUUUUUGAGCUAUUUAUCCAUGUUGUGUAGCUGUGGUUUAUGAGUUUUCAUUGUGUAUAGUAGUCCAUUGGUUAAAUGUACCAAAAUUUGUCUAGUCUAAUGUUGAUGGUCGUUUGGGUUGUUUCCAGUGUGGAGUUAUUCCAGAUAAAGCUGCUGUGAGCUUGUGCGCAUGCUUUUUCUUUGCACGUGUGUCCUUAUUUCUGUUGGAUAUAAACCUAGGAGUGAAAAGGCCGGGUCACAGAGUAUAUAUAUCUUUGCUAAGAAAUUUAAUGUGCUUAAUUUACAAGGUGACUCUUCAGACUUUGCUGGGGGUAUUAUAUAACAUAUGAUAUAUAAAUCUAUUAAGUUUCUAGAGUAUUAAAAAAUAUCCUAAUCCUGAAAUACGUUUAUACCCAGGGGUUUGGGAUGAGGGGUCGUAGAGCUAUGUAUAUAAAUGCAUGGUGAACAUGUACACAGCAAUUUGAUUCCUUUGAGGUACAUGUGAAAUUUCUAUUUGUUUUUCCAAUGUAUUGCCCUAUCACUGCCCAUAAGAAAGAAUCUAUCUAUUCAUUAGUCCUAUCUGUUUUUCUGCUUGGCUUUAUUUGUUGUUAUGUUCUUUGUCUCUGUUGGUUUAUAAGUGAAAAGCCGUGGAGGGAAGAGGUGCUAAAAUUCUUGGGUGGUGAAUAGCAGUGACUCAGAAGGGUCCUUAAAAGCUUUAGGGCCCUGGUGCUCAAACUUGGAUGUGUGGGCCUCACAUAGGUUCCUGUUCAGCUGGUAAGGAGCAGGUUCUUGAAUCUGCCUCCCAGCAGCUACCCCAGUGAUUCUGAUACACACAUAGCUUGUGGCCACACUUUGAGAAAUGCCAUUUUCAAGACAGUUUGAAGUGUAACUGAUAUGGCCAUUGUACUUGGCACAAGUCUAACAUCCUUAAUAUGGGGGAUGCUUUUCCUAGAGGCAACUGUAGGCUACUGAAGCACCUUAUUUUAGACUUUAGACACUUUGAAUGGAAUCCUAUUGUAAUAAAUUUGACAAAAUAUCAACAUUACUAUUUACAUUUCAUCAAAAUGAAACCCUAUUGUUACACAGUAGAGAGAGGCACAGUACUGUCUUUGUGUACAGAAAGCCUACCCAGGUUAGGAAAAAAAUGAGCAGAGGGGAUUUUGAAAAAGCCCAUUCUUAUAUUGAUGCCUAAAGAUGUUUUUGUACCAAACCUGCAGCUACUGUGUUUUUGAUGACAGAGAAAUGAGUAAUGUUGGGUCAGUGACUUUAUGGAUAAUUUGGUUGUGAGAAAAUAAAGGCCCUUUGUCUGUGAACCA